Molecule: messenger RNA, 540 nt
Organism: Salvelinus namaycush (lake trout)
Lineage: Eukaryota; Metazoa; Chordata; Actinopteri; Salmoniformes; Salmonidae
Gene: ferd3l
Product: fer3-like protein
Exons: 1
Coding region: 1-540 (179 amino acids)
Biological process (GO): regulation of transcription by RNA polymerase II; developmental process
Molecular function (GO): protein dimerization activity; RNA polymerase II transcription regulatory region sequence-specific DNA binding; DNA-binding transcription factor activity, RNA polymerase II-specific
Source: RefSeq, a predicted model, not a curated record
AUGGAGAGGCAGGGCCGUCUUGGGGACUCGGCACUGUAUGACUUUGUCAGUGAUAUAAACCUCAUGGAGAUUCACCCAAAGUCCACUUCGGGUUCAAAACAGCUCAUGGACAGCUUUCUCCCAGCCACUGGCUACCGGGGCCGGUACUACAACCUCUCCUAUGUUAACGGGAGCCACCGGGAAACAGGUACAAGCGAGGGGGAACAAACCGGACACGGACAUCCACUGCAUGAGAUGGCCACAGGGAGCACAUCUGCCUACACCUACUACAGCCCAGGCUCUUUCUCACACACAUCUCACACACACACCUCAGACACACACACCGGGCGGUCGAAGCGGAGGCGUGUGAUCAAUGUGGGCCAGCGUCAGGCGGCGAACGUCCGGGAGAGGAAGAGGAUGUUCAGUCUCAACGAGGCAUUUGACGAGCUGCGGAGAAAAGUGCCAACCUUUGCUUACGAGAAGAGGCUGUCACGCAUCGAGACGCUCCGCCUCGCCAUCGUUUACAUCUCCUUCAUGACGGACCUGUUAGAGAACACUUGA